GACAAAUAAGGAGAGCGCACAGGAAGGCCCCGCCGGCGCACAGCAGGACGGGAGCUGCCCCCCUCCCGGAGGCUUUCGGGGCUCCCCAAAAGGGGACGUGCAGCGUUUGACCCUCCCCGACGGCACCGGAGGGCAAAGGGGUGGCGCUUGAGGAGACACGGUGACACUGGGGGGCGCAGGGGUGGCACUGGAGGGGUCGCGGGUGGUGCUGGGGGGGACGCAGGUGGCACUGGAAGGCACACGGGUGGCACCGCUGCCGUCCGGCCUCGAGCACCACUCCCUCCCGAGGAAGCCCCGGCGCUUCGGGACAGCCGCGGUUCCCCGCCAGCUCCGUGCGAGGGGCCCCACGUUUCUCCCGCGGCGCUGCCAAAUCCCCCCUCCGCUGCACCUCCGCCCGCUGCGCGGUUUGGCAGAGCUCUCCAAGCCAGCGGGACUCCAGCACCGGGAACGCAUCGCUGGAGCCUUCAGAGCGGGCAACGAGCUCUGUGACGAAGCCAGCGGCGCAGAGGCACGAUGCCACGUGUUCGAGCUAUAGAAUUUGGGCUUUUUUUUUUUUUUUUUUUUCUCCCCGCGUUUUGCAUUCUGGUGGGCUGGAACGACGUCACACACGUGGGAAGCGACGCUCCAACCCGGCCCCGGGGAUGCGGGGCAGCCGAGGCGGGGUCUUCGGGGCGAACCGCGGAUGCUGGCACACGCCUCCCCGCGUCCCUGUCCCAUCGCAGCCGACCAACCCCGUGAAAAAGCCCCCGAACGCCGUUUCCCCCCGUGCCGACACCAAACCCGCGCGGCGGCGCCCACGCGCGGCGGGGCUGCGCCCGGACCGGCGCCGCGGGGACGGACGGCGACAGCGGGGACGCACCUCGCCCCGCCGCUCCCGCGGCCGCCGCGCACGCCGCCGCGCGUGGGGGUCCCGCGGCGCUCCGCGCCCCGGGGCCGAGCAGCUCGGGGCCGCCCCCGGCACGCCCCCGUCGGUCCCGCCCCACCCCGGCGGCCCUAGAAAGGCGGCGGCCGCCCCACCGCCCCCGUGUGCCGGUGCCGCCAUGGCCCCGCCGCCCGCGCUGCGGCUGUGCGUCGCGUUGCUCGCGGUGCUGCUGCUCCCCGCGGCCGCCGCGCAGCAGCAGCAGCAGGAGGCGGCGGGAGAAUGUCAGCAGUAUACAAACAGAAGCUGCGAGGAGUGCCUGAAGAAUGUCACCUGCCUGUGGUGUGCCAGCAGCAGGAGGUGUGUGCCAUACCCUGUCCGGAGGAUCCUCCCACCUGCUGACCUCUGUGAGCUCCGCUCUGCACGCUGGGGUGUCUGCUGGGUGAAUUUUGAAGCCCUGAUCAUCGCCAUGUCUGUGGUGGGUGGAAUGAUCCUCAUCAUGCUGCUUGUCUGCUGCUGCUGCUGUUGUAAGAAGAAGAGCAAAAAGCCAGACAAGGAGGAUGAACGAGCUGCCCGGGAGCGGGAGCGCAGGCGAGUGCGCCAGGAGGAGAGGAGAGCAGAGAUGAAGUCACGGCAUGAUGAAAUCCGAAGGAAAUACGGCCUGUUCAAGGAGGAGAACCCUUAUGCAAAAUUUGAGAACUAGCCUCUCUGGAUCUGCCCCACCUGGUGAAUGGCGUCCUCCUUGUAGACCCACCUCACUCUGGGUUGCUUUCCAGGAGCCCCCUAUGGCACCACAUGCUGCCACAAGCCCUGCUCAGUGACUCCCCCAUUCCCCACUCCGGUUCUCAGCCUGCUCCAGGCUUUUGCUGCACAGGCUGUGCUGAGGCAGCCAGCCCUCAGCUGUAGCACCUGGCCAGGCUGAAACCUCACUCCGUGCCUUAGAACCUGGGGCUGGGCUGCACCCUCCACCUUAACCCACCCGGGGGUGGCAGCCCAGCACAACACAACGUGGUGCCUGGCUGAGGUCCUGAGUGGCCCGGCCUGUCUUCCUUCUGCCUCGUGCAAAGCUGGGUCCGUGCAGCGUGAGGCUCUUGUCUCCCUCUGUGCAGAAGUGGCUCAGAGGGUGGCCUGGCUGUCUCCAGCUGCAUGCACGUGCCCACACACCAGCACCCCCUCGCAGCAGCGCUGGUUUCUGGCUGCCUUGGGCCUCUGGGGGCAGGCCUACAUGCACGCUUCACUUGCAACUAAUCCAGGGACCCUCCACAGCCCCCUCUACCUCUGUGCCUUUCUUGAUCAUCUCCUGGGCUCGGUGCCUGUUACUGAUAGCAAUACGGUUGGGUUCUGAUGCGUAUGCAAUAGGGUAAGGAUGUAUUAAAUUGAUUUGAUUACUA
Gallus gallus (chicken) is the source of this 2250-nucleotide messenger RNA. RefSeq names its product PTTG1 interacting protein (gene PTTG1IP). Gene Ontology annotation, cellular component: nucleus; cytoplasm. The transcript is spliced from 7 exons. The coding region runs from base 642 to 1562 and encodes 306 amino acids. Lineage: Eukaryota; Metazoa; Chordata; Aves; Galliformes; Phasianidae. The record is from RefSeq and is a predicted model, not a curated record. Gene Ontology annotation, biological process: protein import into nucleus.